GGAAUGUGGAGUGUGGGGUGUGGGAUAUGGGGUAUGGGGCAUGGUGUAGGGGGCUGCAAUAGGGAGAUAGAGAGCAGGACUCGGUGGGUCUCAGUGAGGGGUCUGAGCUCCAGAAGGACUGGGGUGGGAGCAGAGCCCACACGGGCCCCGCUGAGCCCCCCACCCCUUCUGUCGCUCCCAGCUGCCGAUGGCUCCCCCGGCACCGGUGACUCGCCCAGCUCUGAAGCCUUCGUGUCCCGCCGCGCCAGCGCCGAGGUGGUGCAGAGGCAGAAGCGGAAUCCUGGUUAUGCCAGUGGUGUUCCUGCAGCCCCCCCGGACCCGCUGGAGGCCAAGCGCGAGGUGUGCGAGCUCAGCCCCGACUGUGACGAGCUGGCAGACCAGAUUGGCUUCCAGGAGGCUUAUCGGCGUUACUAUGGGCUGGUGUAGCCCCAGGCACCCCCUCUGUGCUGUGGGGCAGGGACUGAGCUCCCCUAGACCCACAGCAGCCCCUCCUCUGCCCCCUCUCACCCCUUCUGUUAGUCCUGGAAAGAAAUAAAUGCAAGCGGUGGAGCCGGUUCCUUCCCAAGCUCGGGCUGUGGGUGGGUGGCAGGCUGCAGUGGACGUGCCCCAUGUCACCCCACACAGCUGGGAACUCCUGAUUUCCCUCCCUGUGCCCCCCCAGGCUCCGAGGAGGAGUGGUGCCACCACCCCCAGAUGCUGCUCCCAGCAGUGAGGAGCCCAGAGCUGCACCAUUGUUAUUCCAGUUUAAUUGAAAGCUGCUUCUCCCAAGUGUGGGAUUAUUGGGGAACAGCAGGGCUGCUCCAUGCACCCCGAGGCCCUGAGGCCUGGCCUCAAUAAUAAGAACUGGCAUUUGUUUAGAAAUGCAUG
Molecule: messenger RNA, 867 nt
Organism: Ficedula albicollis (Collared flycatcher)
Lineage: Eukaryota; Metazoa; Chordata; Aves; Passeriformes; Muscicapidae
Gene: BGLAP
Product: bone gamma-carboxyglutamate protein
Exons: 3
Coding region: 4-426 (140 amino acids)
Biological process (GO): response to vitamin K; regulation of bone mineralization; regulation of cellular response to insulin stimulus
Cellular component (GO): extracellular region
Molecular function (GO): hydroxyapatite binding; structural constituent of bone; calcium ion binding
Source: RefSeq, a predicted model, not a curated record